Messenger RNA from Solanum stenotomum, 903 nucleotides. RefSeq lists its product as uncharacterized. The record is from RefSeq and is a predicted model, not a curated record. The transcript has a single exon. Bases 1 to 903 code for a protein of 300 amino acids. Lineage: Eukaryota; Viridiplantae; Streptophyta; Magnoliopsida; Solanales; Solanaceae.
AUGAGUUCAGAUCGUCAAUGGAUGUACAAAAGAUUAACCAAAGGUCUAUAUGAUCCUGAAUUCGUAAGGGGUGUACAACAUUUUAUUGAGUUUGCUAUGAGUCAUCCAGAAGGGAGGGACGUUGAGAGACUAAGGUGCCCAUGUAACCGAAAGAAAUGUCAAAAUAGAAACUUUGAAAAUGUUCAUACUGUCCAUGGUCAUUUAUUAAAAGAAGGUUUUGUACCGGGAUAUCAUGUAUGGUACUUGCAUGGAGAAAAUGAAGUUGCGAGAAGCAUAGAUCAAGAUGAAAGGAUACCACAGGAUCAUACUAUGAAUAACCUACUCGUGAAUGUUGGUGCAUUUGAUGAUCCUACACCCACUACAUCAUAUCAUAGAAUGGUUCAUGAGGCUGCUGGUCCCGCAUUUGUUCCAGAUGAUAUGGAAGAAUUACCUAAUCCUGAUGUCCAAAGUUUUUAUGAUAUGCUUGAUUCUGCAAAUCAAGAAGUGUGGCCUGGUUGUGAAACACACUCAAAAUUAUCAGCUGUUUCUUUUUUGUUGCACAUCAAGACUAAACACCACCUCUCUGAUAGACGUUUUGAUGAAACUUGUCAGUAUAUGAGUGAGAUGCUUCCGCCUGAUAAUGUGAUGCCAAAAAAUUUCUAUGAAACUAAAAAGUUAAUGAGGGGAAUGAACAUGUCAGUUGAAAAAAUUCAUACUUGUGUCAAUGCCUGCAUGAUUUACUGGGGAGAGGAUAGUGAGCUUGUAAAUUGCAAGUUUUGUAGUCAUCCCAGGUACAAGCCUACAAGUCAAAGAUCUGUUUCAAAGAAAAGUCUUGUACCAUUUAAACAGAUCUAUUACUUUCCUCUUACUCCACGGCUGCAACGACUGUAUGCUUCCAAAGCAACUGCUUCGCACAUGCGAUGA